AUGGCAUCCCUUAGUGCUGACGAUGUUGCACAGUUGGUGCAAGCUGCAACGGACGCUGCGAAGGCAGCCAGUCAAGCUUUGAUAGCCUUAAAGGACCAACAAGCUGCUCGAACUGGACUCAAUGAUGGUUUCAAAGAGGCCUCCAAGGUAAUCCGUCAACCAGAGCCUUUUGGAUCUGAAGUUCAUGAAGAGGACUUAGGACGAUGGCAGGAUUUCAAUGUGAAUUUCCGCGCUUGGCUUUUCUAUGGCAACAAGCACUUCGAGGGCACUGCAACAGCAGUUCAACUUCAAAUGACAGAGACCUCCUCCUAUGACCAAGUGCGCACCAUGGUGAUCUCCUACGAGCGCACCACCACAAGCUGGAGUGCAGGCAAGAUCCAUAGCGAGCUGGGCAUUUUGUCCUCAGGCCCGUCUUCAAAUGUUGUUUCAAAUAAUGUUGAGAUCCGGGAGUAA
Messenger RNA from Cladocopium goreaui, 453 nucleotides. The record is from the annotation of a GenBank genome assembly. NCBI's taxonomy places the organism in Eukaryota, Dinophyceae, Suessiales, Symbiodiniaceae.